AUGUUGACGAUAAUUCUUCUGUGUGUUGGCGUGUCGCCGUCGAACCAGUGCUGCACUGCGCCAGGACUCUGUACGAAGAAGCAAACUGAGGAGGCCUUUCGACAGAAAUAUGAGAAAGGGGAGGCCGCAGCGCAGGCGCAGCCGGGUGCCGCACCCGUUACGCAGCCAGGCGCCGUUGCGGGUACGCAACCAGGUGCCGCACCUGGUGCGCAACCGGAUGCUCCCCCGGGCGUGGGUACUCAAGGUAUGCAGCCCGGCGCUGCUCCUGGGACUCCGGAAGGCGUGGCCCCAGUUGGGCCAGGCACGCGCCCAGAGGCGUCCCCACCGCAGCCAGGUGCAGUUCCGGGCACUCCGCCAGGCGCAGCGCCAAUGCAGCAGACACCGGCGCAAGAUUCCCCUCCAGGUAAUGCGCCGGCACCGCAUGGAGCAACACAGGUGGCGUUUCUACAAAUUACUGCAGAUGGACAGAUCCUUCCCUGAG
Molecule: messenger RNA, 481 nt
Organism: Amoebophrya sp. A25
Lineage: Eukaryota; Dinophyceae; Syndiniales; Amoebophryaceae
Source: the annotation of a GenBank genome assembly